AUGAAGUGUCAACAGUUUUUGCUCGCCAUCGUCAUGGCUUCUGUGCUGCUGGUCACGAUGAUCCAGGCACGUCCUCAAUACGGCUACGAGCAGCCUCAGGCCAGCGAUUUGCUGCUCGGAGGCGUUGGACUCGGCGGCGGCGGCGGCGGCGGCAAUCCCGGUGGUCUACAGUUUUUGCCCUCGUCAUCGUUGUCGUCGUCACAUCGCGGUGGCGAUAAAUAUCUGCCCCCAGCAAGCACCACUCAGGCACCGAUCAUCAAUAAGAAAUUCUAUUUGGUCUCGGCACCCGAGGAUCACAGCAACGAUGGCAAAGUGAAGCAUCUGGUGUUGGGCAGACCGCAGAAGAACUAUCGUGUCGUCUUCAUCAAGGCCCCAGCUGGCGAUAAUGCCAAUGUGAAGUAUUCGGCUGAAUUUGCCCCGCAAGAGGAGAAGACCGUGAUCUAUGUGCUGAGCAAGAAGGAUAACGAUCUCGAUGCCGGUGAUAUUGCGACGCCAGCGCCCACACAGCCCAGCAAGCCGGAGGUCUUCUUCAUCAAGUACAAGACUGACGAUGAGGCGAAUCAGGCACAGAAGGAGAUCCAGGGACAAUACGAUAAGCUCGGUGGCACAAAUGAGUAUCAGGAGGAUAACAAUGCGCCCAUCACUUCGGUCAUUGGCAGUCUCGAUGGCCUCAAUCCCGAUGGCAGCUACAACUAUCGUCAGAUCAAUCGUCCUGGCAAUAACGGACAUCCCAGUGCUCAGUAUCUGCCCAGUGGACUCAAGCAUUAG
Drosophila albomicans is the source of this 768-nucleotide messenger RNA. RefSeq lists its product as uncharacterized. Bases 1 to 768 code for a protein of 255 amino acids. Lineage: Eukaryota; Metazoa; Arthropoda; Insecta; Diptera; Drosophilidae. The transcript has a single exon. The record is from RefSeq and is a predicted model, not a curated record.